GGGGUUCUUUAAGCACCACCUCUCACUAGGCGCGGGAUCCCAAGGCUUGUGGCAUCCGGGGUGGUACUUGGACUAAAAGUCCUUCUGGGAGGGACCGAGUGAGAACCCCUUUGGGACGUGUAGAAAUAUUUGUGUGGUUCGAGAAUAUUUGUGCGGACGGGCUUGGCAAAGGCGUAGCUGCAGAGAGCACGCUUGGGUGGAGAGGGCCGCACGCCCCAGCGCCGGCCUAAGCCCCUCCCGACGGCGUUAUUUCAAACUGCGCGACCGUUUCUCCGCUCCCUACGCGGAGGUGGGGGCCGGACCUAGUUCCGGACGUAGUAACACGCCGAGCGCGAGCCUUCCGCAAUUCACGGAACACAGUUGCGCAAGUGAUGUAAAGCAGUCCCGCUGUACCUAAAGGGGGAGUGUCACGUACUUGGCGUAAGGAGAGUGUAGGCCCUUCCCGCCAUUGGCGGCGGUUAGGGCGUUUACGUAACGGCGUGACGUAAGCGGAGACGCGUUAGUGGGGGGAAGGUUCUAGAAAAGCGGCGGUCUCGGCUCCAGCGGCAGUAGCAGCGGCGCCGGUCCCGUGUGCAGGAGCUCCUUUGCGGCCCAGUUUCUUGGCCAUCGCCUGCUCUCCCCACAGCGCCAGGACGAGUCCCGUGCGCGUCCGUCCGCGGAGGUCUUUCUCAUCUCGCUCGGCUGCGGGAAAUCGGGCUGAAGCGACUGAGUCCGCGAUGGAGAGAGAAAAGGAACAGUUCCGAAAGCUCUUUAUUGGUGGCUUAAGCUUUGAAACCACAGAAGAAAGUUUGAGAAACUACUAUGAGCAAUGGGGAAAGCUCACAGACUGUGUGGUUAUGCGGGAUCCUGCAAGCAAAAGAUCAAGAGGAUUUGGCUUUGUAACUUUCUCAUCCAUGGCCGAGGUUGACGCUGCCAUGGCUGCAAGGCCCCAUUCCAUUGAUGGCAGGGUAGUUGAGCCAAAACGUGCUGUAGCAAGAGAGGAGUCUGGAAAACCAGGAGCCCAUGUGACUGUGAAGAAGCUGUUUGUUGGUGGAAUUAAGGAAGAUACUGAGGAACACCACCUUAGAGAUUACUUUGAAGAGUAUGGAAAAAUUGAUACUAUUGAAAUAAUUACCGAUAGGCAGUCUGGAAAGAAAAGAGGCUUUGGCUUUGUUACUUUUGAUGACCAUGAUCCUGUGGAUAAAAUUGUCUUGCAAAAAUAUCACACCAUAAAUGGUCACAAUGCAGAAGUUAGAAAGGCAUUGUCUAGACAAGAAAUGCAGGAAGUCCAAAGUUCUAGGAGUGGAAGAGGAGGAAACUUUGGUUUUGGGGAUUCUCGUGGUGGCGGUGGCAAUUUUGGACCAGGACCAGGAAGCAACUUUAGGGGGGGAUCUGAUGGAUACGGAAGUGGACGUGGAUUUGGGGAUGGCUAUAAUGGGUAUGGAGGAGGACCUGGAGGAAAUUAUGGAAGUGGAAGUUACAAUGAUUUUGGAAAUUAUAACCAGCAGCCUUCUAACUAUGGUCCAAUGAAGAGUGGAAACUUUGGGGGUAGCAGGAACAUGGGAGGACCAUAUGGUGGAGGGAACUAUGGUCCUGGAGGAAGUGGAGGAAGUGGUGGCUAUGGUGGAAGGAGCAGAUAUUAAGCUUCUUCCUACUUACCAUGGGCUUCACUGUAUAAAUAGGAGAGGAUGAGAGCCCAGAGGUAACAGAACAGCUUCAGGUUAUGGAAAUAACAAUGUUAAGGAAACUCUUAUCUCAGUCAUGCAUAAAUAUGCAGUGGUAUGGCAGAAGACACCAGAGCAGAUGCAGACAGCCAUUUUGUGAAUGGAUUGGAUUAUUUAAUAACAUUACCUUACUGUGGAGGAAGGAUUGUAAAAAAAAAUGCCUUUGAGACAGUUUCUUAGCUUUUUAAUUGUUGUUUCUUUCUAGUGGUCUUUGUAAGAGUGUAGAAGCAUUCCUUCUUUGAUAAUGUUAAAUUUGUAAGUUUCAGGUGACAUGUGAAACCUUUUUUAAGAUUUUUCUCAAAAGUUUUGAAAAGCUAUUAGCCAGGAUCAUGGUGUAAUAAGACAUAACGUUUUUCCUUUAAAAAUUUUAAGUGCGUGUGUAGAGUUAAGAAGCUGUUGUACAUUUAUGAUUUAAUAAAAUAAUUCUAAAGGAAAUUGUGUAAUUAUAGACUUUUUAUUUUAAAUAAGUUAAGGAGUGGGUAGUAUAAUUAAGGUCCAUUGCAAAGCUGUUGUUGUAUUUGUGUAAGAUAAAAAUGCUGGUCAGAUUUAAGUGUGUUGUCUGAAAUUCAUCAGGAAUAAAUUACCUAGUUAACUUAAGGGAUAUCUCUGCAAAGAGAAACACCUUUUUAGAUCUUUUAGAUGCUGCUUCUUCAAUGCAAGGAAAGGAAAUAACCCCAGCGAGGUACUCUUCAGGGACACAGGUCUAGUACAAGAGAACUCUUGACGACUAAUCGCAGCCAGUCUUAAAAAACUGUGCUGUAUCUACAAAGCUUUAACUACAGUAGUUGAUAAGGAUGCCAACGAAAGCUGAGGGUGUAGAGCAAAGUAGUUCUAAGCUUCAGUUAAACUUCUUUAGGUAAGAACUUAUUUACUUUUUCUUUCUUAAUUUUCCUCCCUUAAAAGAUAAACUAAUAAACUCUUCAAUGGUCUUUUCAGUAUAGUUCUUAUGUAGUUUAACAUAGCUUAUAAAUUGAGUUUAACAAUAAACUCAAGAUAAUUUUAUAAACCCUGUUUUCCAAUCUGUCAUUUACUUAAAUUAUUUUGGUUGUUUUCCCUUUUUUUCCUUCUUUCUCACCCCCUCCCUUUCCAUGAAGAUUCAGGUGCUUAACAUAUCAUUUUUUUCCCUGCUGGAAUUUUAGCAUUGAUAUGAACCAUGGACAAGUAUAUUCUGCUGCCACAAAGACUGUAAAGUGCUUCAUUUCAACAGCUGAGGCAAGCCAAGUGAUCAUUAAUAAAGCUUUUCUUGCUUCCUUCAGUGGUGUUGGUAGUAAAAUGGUAGGUAAAAGUUAGGCUGCAAGUUCAAUAAAUGAGAUUUACCUAUCAUUCCACCCUUGUGUAUUCAUUCACCUAUCCUGGUUCAAGCAGUUUGAGUCAACUAGGCAUUUAAAGGCAUUGUGUUUAUUGUGGUAACAACUAUACAUGCUUAUCAGGGAUGAGUCUGACAGUGUUUUCUUACAGUAGAAGUUUCUGUGCAACAGCAGCAGCAAAACCCUCUAUGUACCCUGUACUAAAUAGUUGGGGUAAAAUGUGGUAAUUUUUUGCCCAUUGUCCUGCCCUAAAAUGUUGUAGGUUGGCUAUUGAAAUUUCCUGAAACAGCCCUCUUGAUUUCUAGGCUUUAUUGCCUUUUCAGAAAUGUGAUAUUGAGCGCUUAUUAUACACAUCAGUGAGUCUGCUUUAAUCCUAAACCCACCACUGAAGUUACUUAGGUUCUGUGGACAAACAUGAUAAACUUCUUCAGAUACUUUUUUUUUCCUUUGGCAGGAAGGUGUCUUGCUGCAGGUAACUAAUGAAGAAGUGGUCAACCACAGAGUCUUCAAGAAAUAAGAAAUUCUGUACCAUCUGAAAGUAGUUCUUGUUGGUGCCUUCAUUUAAGAAGCACUUUUAAGAAAAGGGAAUGUUUUCUGAUUUAAAACUUCAUUUAGUACAGGUUCUUAAUAAAAUUACAAAAAUGCUGAUUGUAAAGGGUAACAUCAAAUUAGCAAAGGAUAAUGUAUUGUUUUAGGAUUUGUGAGUAGACAGAUAAGAGCUCUAUUUUAAAUACAAGUUUUAUAAAAUAAAUACUUUUGUAUCCAAA
Mus musculus (house mouse) is the source of this 3777-nucleotide messenger RNA. It is a transcript of the gene Hnrnpa2b1, whose product is annotated as heterogeneous nuclear ribonucleoprotein A2/B1. The transcript has 10 exons. The record is from RefSeq and is a predicted model, not a curated record. Gene Ontology annotation, molecular function: RNA binding; N6-methyladenosine-containing RNA reader activity; mRNA 3'-UTR binding. Bases 717 to 1622 code for a protein of 301 amino acids. Gene Ontology annotation, biological process: primary miRNA processing; RNA transport; mRNA export from nucleus. Lineage: Eukaryota; Metazoa; Chordata; Mammalia; Rodentia; Muridae. Gene Ontology annotation, cellular component: cytoplasm; extracellular region; ribonucleoprotein complex.